Molecule: messenger RNA, 8197 nt
Organism: Caenorhabditis auriculariae
Lineage: Eukaryota; Metazoa; Nematoda; Chromadorea; Rhabditida; Rhabditidae
Source: the annotation of a GenBank genome assembly
AUGGGUUCGGCUUCAAAAGAAGAAGCCAAAAAGUACGCCGAAGCUGGAAAUAUUGCCGAAGAAGCUAUAACUUCCAUCCGAACCGUCGUUGCUUUCAAUGGACAACCCUACGAAUUGGAUCGGUAGAAAAUUCGAAUCAGCUAGAAAAUUGCUUCUUUUUUGAGAUAUUCCCAAGCCUUAGCGAUCUGCAGUCGGAUCGGUGUCAAGAAGGGAGUCCUACUCGGCGUCGGCAUCGGAAUGACUUUCCUCAUCGGCUUCUCCUCCUAUUGCUUCACUUUUUGGCUCGGGACAAACUUCAUUUACGACGGAAAGAUGGACGGCAACACUGUGAUGACUGUAAGGAGGAAGAAAAUGCAAAAAUAAUUGUAGAAUCGCCUCCCCCCACACUGUUUUUCUGGUAGAAUCAAACGCAGGAAACGAAUCUGUAUUCUAGAAUGGCCCCCGCAGUACAAGACGGGGGCCGAUACUGAAACGCCUAGACAAUCGUUCAUAUUCGGGGGGUGAGGGGUUAUACUGUAAUAUACCCAAAAAAAAAGGUCCAGAAUUGAAGAAAAGUCCCGAAUUCGAGAAAAAAAAAAGACGGGGUUUUUCGAACGGAACGUGUUGAAAUUCGAAAGAUAGACUGAAAAAAUUCAAGGAUUCAGCUUAAAAUUAUAGAAACAGUUUUUUUUAUAUACUGGGGAGUUUCAUAUAUUUUUUUUCUUAUCUGAUUUUCUUCCCAAAAAUCGACUUCUUUCUCAAAAUCAGCCUUGAUUUUAUAUGCUUUGAGACAGUUUUCUCGGUUCUAGGGGUUUCAAAGUUUCAUGUUUCAUUGGUCUCAUGCAGAAAGGUUUACGCAGCGUGAAUGAACGUUUUUUUAAGAAAAAAAUUUCUCUUUCUACUGAGCCCUUCUAGCCUAAUAGGUCCUCAUAUCCGCUAAAAAAAAUUAGAAUUGACCUUAUUAAAAUCGUUUACGGUAGCUUAUUUACGCUGUGUAAAUGUUCGAUGCAGAUAUAUUUUGAAAAUUUUGAAAGGUGACAAAAUUUAGAAGAAUUUUAGCUGCAAAUUAGUAUUCAUGAACUUGAAAAAAAAUUAGUUUUAGGUAUUUUUCUCGGUAAUGCUCGGCGCCAUGGCCCUGGGACAAGCUGGACCUCAAAUCGCAGCCGUUGCCACGGCUCAAGGUGCCGCCGGAGUUCUUUAUGAACUUAUCGAUCGAGUUUUGGGUUUAUUAAGUCAUCCUGAGUAACUUGUUUCCUAUCAGGAGCCAGAAAUCGAUGCCUAUUCCCCAGAAGGGGUCUCUCCGGCACGACUCCGUGGUGAAGUCACAGUUCAGAAUGUCUGCUUUUCCUACCCCAGGAGGCCGGAUAUCACUGUUCUUAACGUUUUGAAGUGAAAAAAGAUGAAGAACAACUUGGUUUUUAGAACGUCUCAUUCACUACACAGCCUGGCAAAACGGUCGCUUUAGUUGGAGCGAGUGGCUGCGGAAAAAGUACGAUCAUCCAGCUCCUUCUCCGAUAUUAUGAUGUCACCGGCGGAAAGGUAGUGUUUGAAAUGAAGAGAGGGUAGAGAAAGAGAGAUUCCUUUUUCUCUGACGUCUCUUUGGGCGGGCUUUGAUAUCUAUAAAGGGUUGGAAAAGCGAGCUUAGAAUACGCAGAGUCUGAAGAGACGCUAGAGAUAGAAAGAUGCUCUCAUAUCUCUGGCGUCUCUCCAAGAGGCUUUGCUAUCUCGCUUCAGUCAAUUUGAAGUUCUGAAAAAGCGAGCUUAAAAUGAACAGAACCUGAAAAGUAGCACUGUCUUGAAGAGACGCCAGAGAUAAAAAGAUAAUCUCGUUUCUCUGACGUCUCUUCACGCGGGGUUGAUCUCUGGUCGAUUUGAAAUCCUGAAAAAGCGAUAGGAAAAUGAAGAGUAGCGUUUUGCUGUAGAGACGCCAGAGUCAUAAAGAUACUCUGAUAUCUCUGGCUGCUUUCCAGGAUGCCUAUGCUAUCUCGCUUUUAGUCAGUAUGUGUGUCUGAAAAGCGAGCAGAGUCUAAAGAGUAACGCUGGCCUGAAGAGACAACAGAGAUAGAAAGAUGCUUUCAUAUCUUUGGAUCCUCUCCAGGGUGCCUGUGCUAUCUCGCUCUCAGUCAGUUUGAACUCUGAAAAGCGAGCAGAGUCUGAAGAGUACUGCUGGCCUGAAGAGACGCUAGAGAAAAAGAGUUACUCUCAUAUCUCUGGCGUCUCUCCAGAAUGCCUCUUCUAUCACGAAUUCUGAAAAUUAAGAUGAGCAGAAUGUGGUUUUUUAACACUUUAACCUUCCCGAGGGCUGAAAAACGUGUCUCUACAGAUUCUGAUAGACGGCCUUCCACUCACCGACUACAACAUUGAAUACCUGCGCAGUGUGAUUGGCGUCGUCUCACAAGAACCGGUCCUUUUCAACACGACCAUCGAGCAGAACAUUCGUUUCGGAAGGGCCGACGUCUCGGAGGAAGAAAUCUGGGCGGCUCUCAAGAAAGCCAACGCUUACCGCUUCGUGCAGCAGUUGCCGCAGGUUGGGAGUGUGCGGAGCCUGAAGAGACGCCAGAAAUAGAGAGAAAUUCAGUGUGUCUGGCGUCUCUUCAGGUCGUCGCUGAUCUCUAGUUCGUCUAGGGAUUCUUCUUCACUCUAUUCUUUCCUCUCAGAGUAUGACUUUCUAGGAUCCUCUUUAGGAGCUUUUUAGGAUCUUUCUGCGCUUUCUUCUUCAGUCUUUUACUUUCUAGGGUCUUCUUUAGGGGCUUUUUAGGAUCUUUCUGCGCUUUCGCCUUCAGUCCUCGACUUUCCAGGGCCUGAAAACGCUAGUCGGCGACCGUGGAACCCAAAUGUCCGGAGGUCAGAAACAGCGAAUCGCCAUCGCGAGAGCCCUGGUCCGAGACCCGAAAAUCCUCCUCCUGGACGAGGCGACUUCGGCCCUCGACGCCGAGAGCGAAAGCGUCGUUCAACAUGCUCUCGAGAAUGUUCGGAAACAAGAAAAGAGAAGAAGUCUGAGCCUUUUUCCAGGCCUCCAAAGGUCGCACCACCAUCGUCAUUGCUCAUCGCCUCUCUACUGUCAGGAAUGCCGACACGAUUAUCGCCGUCAAGGAGGGAAAGGUUAGUUUAUGUUCAGUUGAGCAGGAUUAGAAUUAUCCAUGAGAUGUUGUGUAAACGAAGAUAAAAAUUUUUUUCCUGUACAUUGGUUGCGAAAAUGAGUCGUAUACAGGUUUUUCAGGGUUCAUUAUGGAAAUGCUAUCAAAUAUUUUUGCGUUCAUUAAUUUUUUUUUUAGAUCCAGUUAUAUACAACCGAUGCAUAGAAUGAACGGGUCCUGUAACGAUUUCUACAGUAAUCUCGUUUUUGAGCCUCCUUUUAGUCGUCCAUAUUUUACUUUAUCAAGUCAUGUAUAAUUUCCUACAAGCUGAAGUCUGACUGAAUAUCUACGCUCUCUUAUUUUCUCACAGACGUCUGAGGAAAUAGCACGUGAAAAUGAGAGAUCUCUUCUCCAAGACCUUUUUUAAAGCUUUUCAUGGUCUUUCAAAAACAUAAUUUUGUAGGUCGUUGAACAAGGAACCCACGACGAGCUGAUCAAAUCUGGCGGCCUUUAUUCGGAACUCGUCAAAUCCCAAAUCUUCGUCGAUGUCGAUGAACAACACUCGAAAAGAACUGGAUCUAUCGUUUCUCAAGCCUCUAGGGCCAAUAGUGUCAGUGUCCCUACGGGCAAGGAAGAUGAAGCUCCACUGAAACCCGAGCAAGAGUUGGAGAGGAUGAAGAAAGGUGGAAGUCUCAGGAAAAUGAAAUAUAAAAUUUAUUUUUGAAGACUUGGAAAUGGAAGGCGCCAAGCCGGCGGGACUCUUCGAAAUCCUCGCCAGAGCCCGUCCCGAGUGGAAAUAUAUAGCCAUCGCCAUUAUCUUCUCCUGUAUCCAAGGAUGUGUAUACCCGGCCUUCUCCUUCUUCUUCUCGCAGAUGAUUGAAGUAGGUGGAGAAAAAAGGCUUUUUUGUGGUUUUCUAAGCACUACUGGACUGUGGCGGAUCAGCGAUGAUUUGAAAAAGCUCAGGUUUCGUUUAAUUGAGGUCUUGAAAAGAAAAAAAAGAUUCCAGUUGAAGUUUUGGAUCAAGCUAAGGUGGCAUCAAGGUUUAAAAAAAGCGAAUCGCUUCGAAUUUUUGGUUUUUAAUAUCGAGGAUCAACUUCCCUGUGCGCCGAUUGAAUACUGAAUAGAACCUAUAUUUAAAAAAAGAUUUUUGAUUCAAAAAAAAUAAAAAUUAGGGUAAUUAUUUGCUUUGAAAUGGAUGUUAGGCAAAAAGCAAUGCUGAUUUUUUAAAAGAAAAAAAUCCUAACAAUUGAAAAAUUGCCUUUAGAAUAGAAAAAUCUGCUCAAAACUCAUUUUUUAAUGUUCUCCACGAUAAAGGAGUGAAACGAGAACUGUGAGGCGGAAACGGAAAUUAAUAAAUCAGCCUAAAUUCCAACCAAGGGAGAAGUAAAAUAAGAAUAAGAUUAUGAAAAUUCAACUUUUGAUUGAUAUUCUAAUUUCUUCUACAAGUACAUCACAGCAACGAGAAAAUUUUUUAAGUCAGAAAAAGUUCAAAAAAGCUCUAUUAAAAUGUUCCGUUUAGGGCGAAAAAGGCUCCUUUUUUGCUACCUUUUUGUGCCAUUUCAUCGGCUCUCGUGUACCAUUUUUGCUGCCUCUCCCUUUUUCCACCAUUUCUUGAGCCUUCACAGCUCUAGAAAAAAUUAAAUUUUCGAUAAAGCGAUAAAGCGACUCGUUUUGCUGCCUUUCUGAGACCUUUUUCGAACCUCUCCCUUUUAUCGGCCAUUAUCCACCAUCUAGUCUUUUCCCGAGAAAUCAGCAAUUUCAAGGCCUUCGCCAAGCCGCCGGACCAAAUGAAGAAAGAAGGCCAUUUUUGGGCUUUGAUGUUCAUUGGAUUGGGUCUCGUCGAACUGGUCACAUUUAUCGUUACGGUAACUUGUUAAAAAAGUCUCACUUUCAAAAAAUAUAAUUUUCAGUGUUUCUUAUACGGUCUUGUUUCUGAAAGACUGACAAGGCGACUUCGGUGUCAGGUAGGAUUUUUUUUUAGAAUUUUAUGGACCUCAAGAAAAUUUUUAGGUGUUCCAAAACGUACUGUCGAUGGACGGAGCCUUCUUCGAUUCGCCACAAAAUUCUUCGGGCAAAAUUUCCAUUCGUCUUGCCACGGAUGCACCCAAUGUCAAGUGAGUUUUAGAGUGUAGGCUUGAAAAAAGGGGAGUUUGGUGGAUUUGAUUUUUGAUGAUUUGUAGUGCCAAGAAUGGCUCAAAACGAUGAUUUUGUGAAGAAAAAACCUUAUUAUAAUGUUGCGACCGACUUUCAGAGGCUUUUCUUUCCACCACAAUUAAAUAUGCCGCCGCGCGCAAGCAGUUUUCAGUCGGGCGCGAUAAAACAUCGAUUAUCUCAAGAAUAUCCUUGCGAGCCCUAUUAAGACCUUUCUACUGCCGCUAGCUUUGGAAAAUCUGUUUUUUCUGGCCGACUCUUUCAUUUUCUCGUGCUCUUUCCAUGUUUCUAUCCAAUGAAAUAUGACGCCACGCACAAUUUUUCCAACAGUUUUCCGUCGGGCGCAAUAAAAACAGUGAACUCUGAAGUUUGGUUUCGUGAGCCUUUAGAACCUAUUAAAUAUCGUUAGUUUGGAAAAUUUCUGAUUUCAUCGCUUUCCUUUUGUCUCUUGCCUACUCCCUCCUUUUAACUUGCUUUUUCCAUGUUUCUAUCGAAGGAAAUAUGCCGCCACGCGCAAACAUUUUUCGGUCGGUCGCGAUAAAAACACUGAAUUCUGAAGUAUCGCUUCGCGAGCUCUUCCAAGACCUCUCUAAUGCCGCUAGCUUUGAAAGUUCUGGUUUCUCUGCGCUCUCCUUCCUCCUUUUGCCGACUCUCUCAUUUCAACGUGAUCUUUCCAAGUUUCUAUCCCCUCUUCCCUUAAAGAAAAGAGAGCGCAGAAAUGUCAGAGAGUUAUGAAUACUUUCUUCAAAACUAUUAUUUUCUCACUUAAGAGCCGCCAUCGACAAUCGGUUCGGUUCUGUAUUUGCCUCCACUUUUUCCUUGAUCGUCGGCAUCGGAAUCGGAAUCUACUUUGGCUGGGAAAUGGCGCUUAUGGUGAUUUUUUCUUCCCAUUUCACAAGCAACAAGGUAUUUUUCUUCAGUGCAUGUCCAUCUUUCCACUUGGCGUGAUUGGCCAGACGCUCCAGAUGCGCUACAUGUCCGGAAACUCUUCCUUGGACCCCAAGGAGAUGGAAAACGGCGGCAAAAUCGCGAUCGAAGCCAUCGAACACGUGCGCACCGUCCAGGCGUUGACCUUGCAGCCGACCAUGUACCAGUCGUUCUGCGAAAGCCUCAACUUGGCUCAGAAGGCUGCCAAUCGUCGUCAUGUCUACGCUGUUCGUUGUUUUGCUCUUUAUGUGGUUUCAAGUUUAAAAAAAAAUAAGAGUGUAUAAAAAAAAAAGCGAAAAAGGUCCUUUAAAAAAUAAGCCUGUUCUGUAAAAUGCAGUUUUAAAAUGUGUAUGGUCGUUUCUUGAGGACUUAAGAGAGCUGCAGGAGUUUCAGGAUAAGGGAUAAAAAGAUGGAAGAAUAUUUUAUAACAAGUAUUGAUUGAAAUUUCGAUUUUCAGUCUCCACACGGUUUGCUAAAUAUUGAAAUGUACUGUCAAGUUUUUUAAAAGCCAAAAGUCGUCCUCAAUUUUUAAAAAGAAUUUUGAAGCAGCUACGCGAAAGUAGUUUAAAGUCGGGUGCAGUGAAUGAUCGAAAAAGUUUGAGCCGUACCAUUAUUCUGCUUCGUUUUUAUAUAGUUCCAAUACCAAUUUGUUUCGAAAUGAGGCCAAAAUAAACUUAUAAGGUUCGAUUUCUUGGCAUUUUGUCAGAUUGGGUGCUUCCAGGCACCUAGCUUAUAGUUUGGAAAAUCAUCAGUUUUCGAAUUUUUAGGGCCUUGGCUAUGGAUUUUCUGCCUCAAUUUUCUUCUUCCUUUUUGCCGCCUCGUUCCGUUUCGGUCUAUGGCUGGUCCAGACCUGCCACAUGCUCCCAUUCGACAUGCUCAAGUUCGAUAUCAACAACAAACCCCAAAAAAUACUAUUUUUCAAGAGUUCUAUUCGCCAUUUCCUUCACAGCUGGUUCUAUGGGUUACACGAGUUCCUACUUCACGGAGUACACAAAAGCCACUGUCGCCGCUGGCUUGAUCUUCAAUAUGCUGAAGAAAAAGCCAAGGAUCGACAACAUGUCGAAAAACGGAAAAAGACCGGCCAUAACCGGACGUGUUCACUUUGACAACGUCUUCUUCAAAUAUCCGGAAAGGCCGAGUGUCUUGGUCCUCGGUGGCUUGAAUAUCGAAGUGAAAACCUCAAAUUUAAACCUGUAUUCAAUUAUUUCUUCAGGUGAGACCUGGCGAAACUCUAGCCUUGGUAGGUUCUAGUGGAUGCGGAAAAUCUACAGUCAUUUCUCUUUUGGAAAGGCUUUAUGACCCUCUGGACGGUCAUGUGGUAAGAAAAGCUCUGAAAAUGAUUCUAACAGAGGAUGAACCUAGAAUCUCGACGGAGAGGAUAUCAGGGAGAUGAAUCCGACGCAUCUGAGGUCGCACAUCGCCUUGGUUUCUCAAGAGCCGACGCUUUUCGACACCAGCAUCCGUAGCAACAUUGUGUACGGACUCGAACCGGGUUCAUACACCGAGGCCCAGAUUUUGGACGCCGCCAUGAAGGCCAACAUCCACAAGUUCGUGUCCGAACUCCCCGAGGUAUUUUAGGGAGGGAAUGCCAUGGAGAGUUUCCACUUUAGGGGUACGAUACUCGCGUCGGAGAGAAGGGAACUCAGCUGUCCGGAGGUCAGAAGCAGAGAAUCGCCAUCGCCAGAGCCCUAAUCCGAAAUCCGCGGAUUCUACUUCUGGAUGAGGCGACGUCGGCUCUGGACACGGAGAGCGAGAAGGUCUCCUGGAAUUACUAAAAUAUGGUAAUCUGAACUCUUCCAGUUGGUCCAAGCGGCCCUUGACGCCGCUUCCCAAGGCAGAACUUGUAUUGUCGUGGCUCAUCGACUCUCAACCGUUGUGAAUUCGAAUUGCAUCGUCGUCGUUCAUAAUGGAAAGGCUAUCGAGAAAGGUAUCUUUUCAGAAUUCAUAGGAUCUCUGAAUGCUCGAUCUUGCAUGUCACUUUCCAGGAACCCACGCCGAACUGAUGAGCCUCCGUGGCGCCUAUUGGAACUUGACACAGAAACAGACGCUUGCCUCGUCUUGA